Molecule: messenger RNA, 3108 nt
Organism: Miniopterus natalensis
Lineage: Eukaryota; Metazoa; Chordata; Mammalia; Chiroptera; Miniopteridae
Gene: PAQR3
Product: progestin and adipoQ receptor family member 3
Cellular component (GO): membrane
Molecular function (GO): signaling receptor activity
Source: RefSeq, a predicted model, not a curated record
AGGAUGCCUCAGAAGCUGCUGAGGAGCGCGCAUUACAUCGAGCUGGGCAGCUACCAGUACUGGCCGGUGCUGGUGCCCCGCGGCAUCCGCCUCUACACCUACGAGCAGAUCCCCGUGGCCCUCAAGGACAACCCGUACAUCACCGACGGCUACCGGGCCUACCUGCCCUCCCGGCUGUGUAUCAAAAGUUUGUUUAUUUUAUCUAAUGAGACUGUAAACAUCUGGAGUCAUUUGCUGGGUUUCUUUCUCUUCUUCACACUGGGAAUAUAUGACAUGACACAUGUGCUACCUUCGGCAAGUGCGUCCAGAGAAGAUUUUGUAAUUUGUUCCAUUUGCCUUUUCUGCUUCCAGGUCUGUAUGCUUUGCUCUGUGGGCUAUCAUCUUUUUUCCUGCCAUAGAUCAGAAAAAACCUGUCGAAGAUGGAUGGCAUUAGAUUAUGCAGGAAUUUCUAUUGGAAUACUGGGCUGCUAUGUCUCUGGAGUAUUUUAUGCAUUUUAUUGUAAUAAUUACUGGCGCCAGGUGUACCUGGUCACCGUGCUGGCGAUGAUCCUGGCAGUGUUCUUCGCGCAGAUCCACCCCAGUUACCUCACUCAGCAGUGGCAGAGGCUGCGCUCCGUCAUCUUCUGCUCUGUUUCGGGGUACGGAGUAAUUCCCACUCUUCACUGGGUUUGGCUCAAUGGAGGAAUAGGUGCUCCUAUUGUACAGGACUUUGCGCCCCGCGUGGUUGUGAUGUACGUGAUCGCGCUGCUUGCUUUCCUAUUCUACAUUUCCAAAGUUCCAGAGCGGUACUUUCCAGGACAACUAAACUACCUCGGAUCAAGCCACCAAAUAUGGCACAUCCUUGCAGUAGUGAUGUUAUAUUGGUGGCACCAGUCAACAGUGUAUGUCAUGCAGUACAGACAUAGCAAGCCUUGUCCCGACUAUGUUUCACAUCUGUGAAUUCAGGUAUGGCUGCCUGCUGUGUUCAGCUGUUGAGCAAUAUGUAACGGGGACUUGUAUACCCCAAUAUUUCUAAGAUUCCCAUUAGUUUUUCCUUUUUUCCUGUUUAAUAUAUCAUGAGUAAUACUUUAUAAAAAUGGGAAAAUACACUUUGGAAUCUGUAAUAGUAACUGCUUUACAGGCCCUUAAAACUACUAAACCGCUGCUUGUACAGGAAGUGAAAAUUAGUUGGCAUUCAAAAGAAACGUCUGAAUAACAGUGAAUGUGAAACCAGAGUAGAAAUAGUAUGCAUUUUACUUACCAGCAGCUUCAUUUCCUUAGGAAGGGCUCACCUCCAUUCUGAAAUGGAGUCAUCCUGUGUGAUUACUUUGGUAGAAAAUAUUUGCUGCAGAUGAUCAAGUUCAAGUGCCUCAUCAAGGCGAGGGUUACGACAGCCUCUGCUUAACACAAGCCAGGAUAGUGAUUGUGAAUCGUCACUGGCCUUCACAUGGUUUGUGAGCAGCUGGCAGAUAAGAUGUUACUUCCAUUAGCUGUGGGUUCCCUUCUCCCUUGGAACAUCGGACUUGUUAGUUUUCUGGAACAAAAGUUUUAAACCUCUUCUCCUUUAACUUGAAAGACAUGUUGAGAAGACGAAAAUACCUUGCAUUGUCAUUUCCCAUCAGAUAGCAGACACCAUAAAAACUACGUGAUCAGGUGAUAAAUUCUGUAGUCUGAUAACCAAGUGAUUAGCCAUUGAAGCUUUUUAAUUUCAAGUAAUAUUAUUUAAGUCCAUGUAACCAUGGAACUCUUGCCAGUGGAUUGCAGGUUUUUGGUUCCGAACUCCCUGCAGCUUUCACCUCUGUAUUUGCAAUCCUGAAUUUCCUGAUGGGGGUUCCCAGCUAUAUGGGUGCUACUUUCAAGGCCAUAGAAUCCAGGUGGCCCAGUCUUGACCCCGAAUGAACCUUGCGCCUUAGAAUAGUCAUGCCAAUGCCCCAUUUCAUGGCAGCUUAUUCACCUGUGCUCUGGUCUUUCUCUGUUCAUGCAUGUGUUCGCAUUGUACUAACUCAGAGUAUCAACACACACUAAUAUGGGGGCCCGCAAAAUUAAAUGGGCAUUUUAGUGUAUAUACUUAACAAAUAGAUCUCCAUGCCCUACCACACAACGUGACACUCCUCUUCUUUGGUCUUUUUCAUAUGCAUAAAUUAAAUCCCUUAAAGCAGUCAGUCAUAAAAACAUGUUGUUUAUUGGAAUAUAAACUAUUACCCAAGUUUCUUAAUGAGUUGACAUGAACUGCUUUAAAUAUUGGUAUAUCUUCAGAACCUUGGAAUUCCUAAAUAUCAGAAAUGUUGAUUGAUGGUGAGGUAUAUUCCCAAAAUGCCAUUUGUACAUCUGAUACUAGGAAUGUUAACUUUAAUGUGCCUCAGUUUAUGCAUCUAUAAAAUUUUGUAUUUUUUUCAGUGUAGUGUUUUUGGAAUAUAAUUCCCCAUGCUAGGAUCUCAGCAAAGAGAAUUUUCCCAGUAUGCCAAGGACACACUGUGUUUUGAUGGAGUACUACUUUGAAGAUGGCUUUCUUAUCGCAUAAGGCCACAAAUUUUAUUCAUGUGCUAAAUAUUGAAGAUUCUAGUGUAAUGAUAAUAGGAUAUAUUUUCCCUAAAGCAUCCCUUAUUGGCUUGCAUGAUAUUAUUGCUUUUAAAUAGAUAUUUUUUUCAUUUUGGCCAAACAAAAUACACUAUUUACAAUUAAUUUAAAAAUGAAGGAGCAGUCUAGUUAUUUUAGGUCAGGGACCAUUUUUGUUAUAAAGUCUUCUCAAAAACAUAUUGAACCUCCAGUUUUAAUUUUUAAAAAUAUUCUUUUUUGUUGUAGUGUAUUAUUUAGUACUUGUCAUCUGGAUUAACAGAUAAAAAGAACAUAAUGUGUUUAAGACUGUUUUUUGAGUACAAAAGUUCUUACUGUAAGGAGAAUUAUACCAUGUAAACGUUUCAUCUUUUCAUGAAAGUGUUAAAUAUUGUAAGAAAGCUAUCCUUUCUCAUUCCUAUCUUUACUAUGAUGUAUUUAUUAUAAUGUAGGGGAUGAAUGUGGAUUGCUGUUAACUAUAAACACUUCUGUAUAUCAGCAUUUAUUGACCACCUACUGUGUGCACAUUACUACUGGAAAAAAUUUUAAGACACUGUUAACAUUAAAGAAUAACUA